Portunus trituberculatus (swimming crab) is the source of this 4865-nucleotide messenger RNA. RefSeq names its product histone deacetylase complex subunit SAP130-A-like. Lineage: Eukaryota; Metazoa; Arthropoda; Malacostraca; Decapoda; Portunidae. The transcript is spliced from 19 exons. Bases 1 to 3354 code for a protein of 1117 amino acids. Gene Ontology annotation, biological process: negative regulation of transcription by RNA polymerase II. The record is from RefSeq and is a predicted model, not a curated record. Gene Ontology annotation, cellular component: Sin3-type complex.
AUGAACGCUGAGGGUGCGCUCAGCUACAACAAGAAUCCCACAAGUCACCCCAUUGCAGGAAACACACAGGUGCAGACCAUGAGUGGACGCAGUAGCCUGGUGGGUCCAGGUGGGGGUGCCAUGAGUGGCCCUGACCUUGCCAACCAACCAAUGGACCUUGUGAAGACCACUGGCAGAUCAAUGGAGUCUGGAAGCAUUGUGAAAAGUGGCAACACUACACUGCUGCACUAUACAACAGGUGGUGUUGCUCAAAUCCUGACAACAAGUGUUGGGACUGCUCAUGUGGUGACAGCUAAACCAGUGAGUCGCACUGAGAGCAUGGGUGUUGGAAGUCAGACAGUCACUCUGGUUUCUCGCACUUCAGGGCCUCCUACUGCCCUCAAUCUAGCCUCCCCAAAUCCAGGUGGAGGUAGCAACCCAGCAGUGCGAACUGUUUCCCAUCCCUCUGGCACCUCAGCGAAUAGUGCCAUAGUGACUUCCUCCACGACCCAGCUGGGUUACCACAUUCCUAGGGGUCCUGCUGCUGUGGCCAACAUGUCAGCCCCAAGGUCACAGGCAGUGGCUACUCCCAUGGUCAGAACCACAGGGCAGUCACAUGGCCAUCCCAACUCUAACAUGCCUGGACCGCGCAGCAGUGUUGGGGGUCAGCGAGUGGUGGUCCCAGUGUCGAGUGGGAGCUGGGGCCGCAGUACCCCGUCCCCAGCUCACUCUAACAAAGGUCCUACCAGCUUACACUCAAGUGUGACAGGAACGAGCUUAAGCCUGGGAGUUGCCCGAGGAUCCUUGGCUGGCACUCGGCCUGGGCAGCCAGCAGGGUCAAUCGCUACCUAUCACCCAGGACGGUCUUCUGGAGUGCCAGGAGGACCCAUUCGAGGGGCUGGGACUACCACCAUGAGAGGCAUGGUUACUGGAGAGGCAUCUCGAAUGUCAGGUUCCAAAGCAGUGCAUAUCACUCAGCCUAUUGUUCAGCCACAGAAAUAUAGCUCAGGAAUGAUGGGCAGUGGAGGCCGAAGCAUUACUCCUGGAUCAGCUGCACCAACAGGUGGCUCCAGUGGGCCAAUCUACACACCUGGCAGCCCUCUAGUCACCACCAUUGCAGGGCAAAACCUAACCUCCCAGGGCAGCAUGAGGACUCAACCACCUCCUGCUAUUGCUGUCAGGAUCACUACUGCCCCAAUGUCUACUUCUUCCACGUCUACCCCGGUGAUGUCCCAAGCUGGUACGAGCAUUGGGGCACUGGCACUGACUUCCCCUCCUGGGACCACUUCAGGCACCAUCCUUACACAUCACCCUACUCUGCAGCGCACCUCUCAAGAUCACCACCUUCCUCUUAAGACACCCAUUGUACGAACCCCGAUAGCGGCUCAUCAGACCAACAAGGCAGGAGUACAGGCCCAGACCCUCACCUUCCCUGACGGCCCCAAGGUUAUCACCCAGCCAGCUCAGGGACCACCUGUAGCCCUCACACACAUCUCAGGCCUCACAGGCAUCACCACCCAGAAAGGGCAGGUCAGCGCACACACCUUGCAGCAGCAGCAACAACACUCACAGCAGCAGCAACAGCAACAACAGCAGCAUCACUCCACAGGUGUACAGCACAGAGGGACUAAUGUUGGCACCAGUGUAGGACGUGUCAUGGGAGGAGCAGCAAUCCCUGUGGCCAAGGUUCUUCCUCAGCAAGCCUCCACACCCCCACAAGGACCAGUAAGUGUUGCCUCCACCCCAAGAGUGCCACAUGGCCAAGUGAGGGCGCCUUCUCCCGGUCAAGUUGCUGAUCCCCAGCCAGCUCACACUAGUGUCUUUCUGCAACGUACUCAUGCAGGUGUGACUGUGACCACUGGUGUACCUUGUGGGGAGCGAGUAGUGACCACAGUGCCGCAGUACAGCAUUGCUCCCCAAUAUUACUAUGAUACUGACCAUAAUACCACCUAUCAGGUUGGAGGAACAUUGGUGCCCAACACACUGGGGUCCACCCACUAUGUGCCAGCAAACAUGCAGGGUGGAAGCCUUAGAGUUACAGCUGGCCCAUCCAACUCCAGUGUGGGAGUGGGUGGCGUGAGUGGCUCUGGUCAGGUGGAAAGUGCAGCAGGACAGCAGGGGACAGUACCCAUGCCCUCUAUGAAGCCAAAUGCAUCUCCUCGACCUUCCAUACUCAGGAAGAGACCAGACAUGGAUGGGACUCCCUUGAAGGCUGCCAAGAACCUCACCACCUCUCUCUCUAUGUCGGUGCCCUCUCCCCCAUCCCCAAAGAGGCCAGACUCUCGGGGCAAUGGCAAUGCAUCCUCUGGUUCUACCACCAUAUCAGCGAAUUCAUCCCCUGAUUCUUCCUUAUCAGGCCUCCAAAUAGAGGAGAUGGACACUGGCGCAACUCCAGUGCGAGGCACUGGUUCUCACACCCCGCCGAGCAUCAAGCAAGAACCCCCAGAGGAUGCUACGAUAGUGUUGCCUCGGCCUACACCAUUGUCCAUUCCUGCCCCAGACAUCUGUCCCCCAACCCUGAACAGCAUGACAACAGCCACCCUCACAGUGCCCCAGCCACACCUGUCAGUUACUUCUCUUCAUGCACCUGCACAAAUUCUUGCUGAUGGGCUGUCUCCAAGGAAGAAGCCAAGGAAACAGCAAUUAAUGGGCAAUGAGUUGCAGGAGGCAAGGUCCAGUGAGGAUGACUUGGAACAUCCCCCAACUAAAAAGAAUAAGAGAGAUAUGACAGAAGACAGUAAUGACUUGGAAGGCAGUGAAGAUGAGGGUGGAGGGUGGUCAGAGCCUGGGGGAGCCAGCAGUGGUGGUAGCUGUGGUGGAGGUGGUGGAGCAGGGGGUCCCAACACUGCUACAGGGAAUAAUCCCAACAAUUCUGUGAACGCAACAGUUAUUCUCACCAACCGUCCCACAAUGUCUCUGCUGAGCAGCUUCCGACAGACCUGGAAGCCUCGCCACAACCACUUUGUGAGGCACACUGAUGUGAAGCCCAAGGAUGAAAAGAGGAUGACAGUCAAUGAGAUUGCCAACCAGAAGCUGGCCAUGCAGCGAGUCAAUGGAUGGAAGAUUGUUCACCUCUCGGGGCAAGUGGAUGAUCUCGUGGAGUUAGAGACAGAAGUAGUAGACCGUCUCCAUCUGCUACUCAGUUCCCUGGAGAAGAGAACUCACCCGAGAAAGCCAUACAAGGAUUUUGAUAAGGAUGUGAAUCGACUGUCAGAGCUUGUGAAAGCCAACAUCCAGCGUUCUAAGAUCAUCAAGGACCAGAUGGUUGAGGCCAAGUCACAGAUGCACAAGUUGUUUGAUCAUAAAGGUAAAAUUGUUGACAUCAUGAACAAAUAUAGCAGUAAAAGAAGUGUUCGGAAGAAAGAAAAAAGUUGAAUAGUAGGGGAACCAGUACACAGGUUUGAAGUCCUCAGGUUAUGUUUCUUUUACCUAAUUUAUGAUUUGCCCACGUAUUGCAAUACUGGCCAGAAAUUGAAACUUUCUGUGCAGUCUGAGAGUAGACUGAGGACUAUUCUAUGAGCUGUUCCUGAGUGUUCAGCUGUACUAAGUACCUGCUGUGCCUCCUCUGGGGCAAUCUUAAUCAGUUUCAUUAUUGUAACAGCUGUGCAUCAUAGCAAUAUACAGUAAUAUAAAGUAUAAUUUACAGUAGAUUAUAUUGAAAAUAUUGUCACUAAGGACAUUUACAAUAUUAGCAUAAGAUCCAGAUGUUGUAUUUAUGUAAAGCUUUUAUAAUGAAACACAGUUUCACUAAGGAUAUCAGUGUAUGUAUUACAUACUAACUGAUUCUUUAGAAAUCAUGGACAGUUUAAGCCAUUGUGAAAGUUCCCAGUAUGUAUAUACCUUAAUGUUGGUGAAGAAGUAUUGUCUUGGUUUUGCCAUAAAUACAAAGAGUGAAUAUAUGUGGAAUGCAUGUGUAUGGGAGGGAAUUCUUACAUGAGAGCUGAAUAAGUAAGUGUAAGUGUGUUUAUGCACAACAACUUGUGUUAUCUUAGAGGUAUGUGAAUAUAUGUUGUAAUAGUUGAAUCUAUUAUAUGAAUACAAAAGCUGUUAAUGAAGUGCUGUUGAGACUGGGAAGAAAGCUAUCUUAUAGAUGAGCUAAUAUGGUUUAGUAGAUGUGUCAUGAUGGCUCACUCAGCUCCUGGAGCCCAGGAUGAAACCAUGGAAAUGUCUUUCAGGUGAUGGUUUUGGCUGUGGUAGUGAUAGUGCAUUACCAGAUUGACACAGUGGGAUCUUUGUGAUCAUGUUUAGAAAUGUCAGAUGUUUGUGCAGCAAGGUGAUAACAGUACACAUUUUGUCAGUUUGUUAAAUCAUAGGGAAAUGACUAUUGUGUUGUUGGAGACUUCAUUUGUUUUGUUGUAUCAGUAAAAUAGUUUGUGAGGGAAUGAGUGGACCACAUGUAUAUCAGCUGAGACUUAAAUGUGUAAGUUUUGAGGAGACUAGGUAUAUUUGCAUUUUAAUAUUGAGAUCUUGCAAUUUAUGGUAAAUGAACUGUACAAAAAUUGCAGUAUUACCUAAGUUUCUAACCUUCUGAGAAGGUGAAUAAAGGAUUCCUUAGCUAGUUAGGUAAGACCAUAUAACUCAGCUAGGGUUGUGAGAGAGCACAUACUCUCACUGAAGCUGUUGUGAACAAUGAUCAAACUCACAACCUCUUGGCUGUGAGCCAAGUGCUGCACCAUGGAGUUAUGCAGCCCCAAUACUCUAUUAGGAUAAAUUCAAACUGACCUGAAAUAAUUCAGCAAGUUCUUGAUUGUGAGAAGGGAAUUAAUGUAUUUGAUGCAUUUUAUGCUUGUGGAGGAACUGGGAGACUGAAGCUGGCUGAAAUUAUUUUUUGUCUUUUCUGUCCUACAAUUGGUGAAGUAAAAAUAUAAAUUUUACAAGAUACAUCA